AUGGCCACGUCAGAUGCGACACGAUUGGCGACGACCAUCUUGGUGAACAACAUACACUGCACAUCAUGCGUGUCGUACAUACGGGAGCUUCUGGAGCCUUAUCGCCAAGCGAUCCAGGAGUUCGAAAUCAAUGUAAUGAGCGGUGAAGUUAGAAUUACACAUCACGACAGUCUACAGCCGCAGAAAAUCUGUGAGAUCCUUGACGAGGGCGCCUUUGAGGUGCACAGUGCGAGCUCGACAAACGAUAUUGGACAAGAGACUUUUAGGCUAUCAGAAAAGACUGACACUAAAUCAGAGCAUCAUAGAGGCCAGCGACGUAUGGUGAGAUCUUGCAGCUCGGGAGAGCAAGAAGCUGGCUGCUCUUACAUUCCCAAGAAAAACAUUCAUGCGGACAACUGCGAGGCUUGCAAGAAUGAGCUCCAGACCAUCUCGGAGAAGAGUAUCUUGCAGCUGGAGAAAGAUUAUGGCCACAUUGAUCUCGAGAAGGCUGUAGCUGGCGAUUUGCGAAAGGUGCCAUGGGCCACAGCAGUUGGCUCAAGGCACACCACAGGAGAGCUGAAGACAGAAACAACGCCAACACGUUUGGCUAAACCCACUGCGAAGUCGCAGAAACGUAAAGUCAUCUUAAGUAUUGGCGGCAUGACUUGCUCUUCUUGUACCAGUGCUAUUGAUAGAGGCUUGCGUGAAUUGCCCUUCGCAACUGAUGUAGAGGUCAGUUUGAUGACAAAUAGCGCUACGGUCAUACUAGACAAUUCAGAGAAAGUCGAUGAAGUUCUCAACCUCAUCGAAGAUCUUGGCUAUGACUGCGAUCUCCAAAGGACAGAACCCUAUGACGCUCCUCAGCCAUCAACACCCGGAACAAAAGAUUAUUGGAGGACCAUAACACUCAAGAUUGACGGCAUGUUCUGUAAACACUGUCCAGGAACGAUUACGGAGGCUCUCGAGAAAACGUGGGGAAAUUCUAUUCAGGUACAAAGAACGCCGACUCUAGUUGACCCAACUAUUCAGUUUACAUACAAGCCGAGUCCACCUGAUUUCACUCUCAGAGAUAUCAUCCCUUCAAUGCAGGACUCACACGAAGCUUUCAAAGUCACAACAUACCAUCCACCAUCAAUAGAGGAAAGAUCACAGGCAAUGCAAAGACGUGAGCAACGGAAGCUACUCGUCAAACUUGCAAUAAGUUUCGUUGUUGCUAUUCCAACUUUUCUCAUUGGAGUCGUGUGGAUGAGCUUGGUCCCUAGCACUGACACCAUCAGAUCAUACUUCGAUGACCCCAUGUGGUCAGGUGCAGCUCCACGCAGGGACUGGGCGCUUUUCAUCCUGGCUACCGUCACAAUGUGCUUCGCAGCCGAUGUCUUCCAUGUCCGAGCCGUAAAAGAAAUCAGAUCAUUAUGGCGUAGGGGUAGCAAAGUCCCGCUACUUCGUCGAUUCAUAAGAUUCGGUAGUAUGAAUCUCCUCGUUUCAGCAGGAACAUCAGUCGCAUAUUUCUCUUCGAUAGCCGUGCUGGCUAUGGAAGCAACCUCAAGCUCAGAUAGCAUGGGACAUAGCACGACCUACUUCGAUUCAGUAGUCUUUCUUACCUUUUUCGUCUUGAUAGGAAGGUGGUUGGAAGUCUAUAGCAAAGCGAAGACAGGAAAUGCUGUGGCAAUGCUGGGAAACCUGAAGCCCUCAGAGGCAGUGUUGGUCAUCCCGGGCAAGACUUCGUCGACUUCCACAGCAAGCUCAGACUCUCUGGUGAAGGCCACUUCAACAGGCAAAGCUCAGGAAACGACCACUACGAUUAAUGCCGAGCAUUUAGAAAUUGGUGAUAUCAUACUCGUACGUCAUGGCUCAUCGCCGCCAGCAGAUGGUGAAAUAAUUGUGGGCGCAACCAAAUUCAAUGAGAGUUCUCUGACUGGAGAAGCAAGGCCAGUGCCGAAGGCAACUGGAGACAAAGUGUUCGCUGGAGCUAUCAACACUGGCGAUACCAUCAAGGUCAAAGUUAACGAAGUUGGUGGUGCCUCUAUGCUGGAACAAAUCGUCGCAGUUGUACGAGAAGGCCAAGCCAAACGAGCGCCAGUCGAGAGAGUAGUCGAUAUCGUCACUGGCUACUUCGUGCCUGCUAUCACUGCUUUGGCUAUAUUGACAUGGCUGAUUUGGCUCGCACUCGGCCAAUCAGGCGCUUUGCCAGAAGAAUACCUCCGUGGUUCUGAGAAGGGUGGCUGGCCAUUCUGGAGCCUCGAGUUCGCGAUCGCCGUCUUUGUUGUUGCUUGUCCUUGUGGAAUCGGCCUCGCAGCGCCUACUGCUUUGUUCGUGGGAAGCGGGCUUGCAGCAAAGCAUGGCAUCCUCGUCCGAGGUGGCGGCGAAGCAUUUCAAGAAGCUAGCAAUGUCGAUGCCGUUGUCUUCGACAAGACUGGAACGCUGACUGACGGUGGCGAUCUAAGCGUGACGGACCAUGUAAUGCUUGUUGAAGACAGGGAAGCAGAAGCCGCCUGGGGUAUUACGAAAGCAUUGGAAGAGACAAGCACACAUCCUCUCGCUCGAGCUAUUUUCGAUUUUGCUUCCACUCAGCGCUCUGACUCCGCUCUCCGGGUAGAAGCCAUCACAGAAGAGCCAGGCAAAGGCCUCCGAGGUCAUUUUGUAUCAGAAACUAAGCAUUACGAAGCAGCUCUCGGCUCGGAAGCCUUCGUAGAAUCUCUCAAUCCCAAGUCACCAUCCAACUACUUCACCUCGAACACCCUCUCCAAAUGGAAAACUGAGGCCAAGUCCGUUGCAGUAUUGGCCCUCCGUCAAGCCGCCUCUGAAUCCACAUCAUCCACAUCACAAGAUCCUUGGAAGACCGCAGCCCUCUUCGCGAUAUCCGACCCCAUCCGGCCCUCCACGAUCCCGACCCUCGAGGCUCUGAAAGCCCGAAACAUCCCUACCUACAUGCUCACAGGCGACAACCCGACCACCGCCUCCGCCGUAGCUUCUACGCUCUCCAUUCCCCAAGACCAUGUCUUCGCAGGGGUACUACCCAGCGAGAAAGCCGAUCGUAUCCACUGGCUACAGGAGAACCUGACUCCGCAAUCCUCCAGUAAUACCGAUACCAACACCACGUUGAACAAGAACCCUGUCUCCCGCCUUCUCAACUUCAGACCGCGUACAUCCUUGCCAAAGAAAGCCACAAUAGCAUUCAUCGGCGACGGCACUAACGACGCCCCCGCCCUCAGCGCCGCAAACAUCAGCAUCGCCAUCGCGCACCCAAAUGCCUCCGACAUCGCACUCACCUCUGCCUCCUUCAUCAUCCUCAACAGCGGCACCACUACCACUACCUCUGUCCCUAACCCUACCCAGACCGCCCCCGACACCAACCAAACCCCCACAACCUCCACAAACGACCACGAGCAAGCCGGCUUGACGACCCUGAUAACGCUUCUCGACCUCUCCACCCGCGUCUUCCACCGCGUCAAGCUCAAUUUCGCCUGGGCGUGCAUCUACAAUGCGAUUCUCGUGCCGGUGGCGGCGGGGGUGCUGUUCAAAGUACGGGCGGAGGGGUGGAGAUUGGGGCCCGUGUGGGGGAGCGCGGCGAUGGCGUUAAGUAGUGUCAGUGUUGUGGGGAGUAGUGCUGCUUUGAGGUGGGAGGGGAGCGGGAAGGGGGGUGGAGGUUUUGGAGGUGAGGAGGUAAAGAAAACUGAAAGCGUGGUUUGUGUCGUGGAGUAA
Molecule: messenger RNA, 3681 nt
Organism: Bacidia gigantensis
Lineage: Eukaryota; Fungi; Ascomycota; Lecanoromycetes; Lecanorales; Ramalinaceae
Exons: 1
Coding region: 1-3681 (1226 amino acids)
Biological process (GO): monoatomic cation transport; copper ion homeostasis
Cellular component (GO): membrane
Molecular function (GO): ATP hydrolysis activity; ATP binding; P-type divalent copper transporter activity
Source: RefSeq, a predicted model, not a curated record